This is a messenger RNA of Quercus robur (English oak), 963 nucleotides long. RefSeq lists its product as uncharacterized. The transcript is spliced from 5 exons. Lineage: Eukaryota; Viridiplantae; Streptophyta; Magnoliopsida; Fagales; Fagaceae. The record is from RefSeq and is a predicted model, not a curated record. Bases 1 to 963 code for a protein of 320 amino acids.
AUGGCUGAAGUGAGGGAUGGCAAUCCUACCAAUUGUCAUGACAUGUUUCGCAUGACAUUGGACUUGUUCUAUCAUUUGGUGGAUGAGCUGAAACAGCAUGGGUACUUGAAGGAAGGGAAGGGGCAUGUGGACAUGCAGGAGGCUGUUGCCAUAUUCUUAUUCCAACAUUCCACUGAAACUAUCAGCCGCAAGUUUUGUAGGGUGUUGCGGGCUGUCCACAGCUAUGGCCAACAUUUAAUCAAGCCAAAUCUGAAUGUGGUAGGCCUUCCAGAGCAUAUGCGGUCGAAUAACAAAUACUACCCUUGGUUUGAGAGAAGCAUAGGAGCUAUUGAUGGAACGCAUAUUAGUGCUAGGCCUCCAAGUGAGAGAACCCAGCCUUGUAGGAGUCGCAAGAGCUUGAUUACAACCAACGUUAUGUGCACAUGCGACCAUAAUAUGAAGUUCACAUAUGUCCACUCUAGUUGGGAGGGAAAUGCCUACGACUCAAAGGUUUUCCAAGAAGCUAUUAAAGAUCCGAAGCAUGGAUUCCAUGGCCACCGAAAGGGUCCUAUUACUUGGUUGAUUCGGGGGUACCCCAUUGGUGCAUCGUUUCUUCCACCACACAAGGCCACCCGAUAUCAUGCUCAGGAAUUCAGGAGGAGCAAUAGGCAACCGGCAUCGGGGAAAGAGUUGUUUAACUAUAGACACUCUACAUUGCACAUGCAACGUUUGGUUGUUUAUGCUUGUUGUGCAUUACACAAUUUUAUACGUAUCAAUAAUCUUAGAGAUGGAAUGUUUAACUUAUGGGAGAACUUUGACGUUAAUAGAGAUGAUGUACAAGCUGGGAACAAUGGGAAUUCUCCUGAGUCAAGUGCAAGUACUGAAAGGAGGCAUGUGAGGGAGAUGUCUGAUGCGGCGAAGAGGGCAAUGGAUGAGUUUAGGGAUGAUGUGACUGCCCGCAUGUGGGAGGAGUAUGCACGAUGA